GGCUUGUACUACUCAUACUACAAGACAAUCAUCAAUGCGCCGUCGUUCUACAAUGGCCUUCUGCAGAUAACAAACGACAACGUGACGGAAUACGGACACACCAUUAACACGUUGAAGCGAUUCAAUCUUUAUCCAGAGUAA
This is a messenger RNA of Ostertagia ostertagi, 141 nucleotides long. NCBI's taxonomy places the organism in Eukaryota, Metazoa, Nematoda, Chromadorea, Rhabditida, Trichostrongylidae. The record is from the annotation of a GenBank genome assembly.